ACAAACAAACCCCACCGUGGUUACUGCGAUCGGGCGUGGACUAGCUCGGAUAUUUGACCAAUGGCUCUGUCGUUGGAGGACGCCUUCCGUGAGUACUGCUCGUUCGGCGACAAGGACUCGUUGCCGCUGACGAUGGACGGGGCCAAGUUCGCCAAGAUGUGCCGGGACUGUAAGCUUCUGGACAAGAAGCUGACGCCGACCGACGUGGACAUUAUCUUUACGAAGGCCAAGCCGAAGGCUGAAAGAAAGCUGACACUGGAGCAGUUUGAGCAAGCCGUGAGGAUGCUGAGUGAGAAGAAAUACCCUGGAGACCCAAAAGCCAUGCAGAAACUGCAGUCCAAACUGACCACACCAACCACUCACCCGGGAGCAACUAAAGUGGCGGGAAAUGCUGUUCUCGAUCGGAUGACAGACACUUCCAAAUACACUGGCUCUCACAAGCUGAGAUUCAAUGAGUCUGGGAAGGGGAAGGGUUUGGAGGGGAGAGACUCGGUUGCAAAAGGACCAGGACACAUCCCCGCUUUGGUCAGCGCUCAGACAUCGUAUGUGUCUGGUAAUCUGAUUGGACUGGAUGCAUUGGAUAGCGAACGGGCCAAAGAGAGGCCGAGAGCCAAGGCAAAGGCAGCCGCAGAGGCACGUGCCAGCCCCAAGACACAAAAAUCCACAGCUACUAAGUCCAGCCCACAGAAAUCACCUGCAGUGGCAAAGUCAAGCCCAAGAGUAGUGUCAAAAACCGGAGCCUCGUCCCCUGCAGCUAAACCCAGCACUAAAACAAAGACCUCGGCAGUGGCGACCAGCAGUCCUAAAUCCAGCCCCGCCUCCAAGCCAAAGGGAGACAUUUACGACAGGCUGACCGACACCAGCAAGUACACGGGUGCCCACAAGCACAGAUUCAAUGAAACCGGCAGGGGGAAGGGCCUAGACGGGAGAGAUGCUCCGGCAAAAGGAGCAGCCAUGACACCUUCUCCAGCCAGCAAUCUUACCUCUUACGUAGCAGGCUACAAGCAUGAGAACACCUAUGGAAAGUAGCAGCUUUUUUCAGAGUAUAAACUGCUGUGUACACCAUGUAUAUAUACCAUAAAUCCCUUGAACAUGAAUACUCCCCCAGCAUGAAAUUAAUGACGUAAUACUCACGCGGAAUUGCUCAUGCAUCACAUGAUGCAUGACAUGAUGCAUGACAAAGAGAGAUAGGAAAGUAAAGAGUGUGCUGUGCAUGAGAGACCCAACGCUACGCCACUAAAAGUCCUAUUUGUCGCGUGGGCCUUUGUGGAUCCACGACCCGCUUCCCAGAGAGAAAGGGUGAACUACUGGAGUAAAGAGAAGAGUAAACAGUCAGUGCAGCGAGUAUCCUGAAGGGAGAGACGAGUAUUUUAUCUCCCAGUGCUACUGUGCGACCAGCUGAGGAUCUAGUGGACAUAUAGAAGGUUUAUCGAUCGUUCCUGUGGAACCAUGGACGACGAGAAGAAGCCUUUACUGAAUGCGGCCGCUGGCGGCAUCCAAGCAGAAGCCCCGCCCAUUGCCCCGCCCAUCCAACCUCCGCCUUACGAAGAACCUUCUGUUCCAUCUCCAUAUGCUCCUCCUUCAGUGGCCAAUUCUGGCAUGCCUCCUCCCUAUGCCCCUCCCACACAAAUGCCGGGAUCAGGACAGAGUCUAUUCGUCCAGUGCCGUGUGUGUCAACAUGUCAUUCACGUGGCUCCAGGCACACAGAGCAGGGUGGUCAAGUGCUCCAACUGCCGAGAGGCCACCCCCAUUGCCCCUCCUCCGCCGGGCAAGAAGUAUGUCCGAUGUCCUUGCAACUGCCUCCUGACGUGCUCUGAAACUGCCAGUAGGGUCAUCUGCCCGAGGGACAACUGUAAACGGACGAUAGGUGUUGGGACAGUGCACGUGAGGCCGGUGAACACGGACCGGCUGCGAGUUGUCUGUGGUAGAUGUCAUCGUUCCAUCUUGUGGCCUUCAAAUGCAGCCGUUGCUAGAUGUCCACAUUGCAGAGGGAGGUCUUACCUGUAUAGCAGCUGGAUGAGGUACCGGGCCGGAGUCUGCUUUACCGUCGGGAUUCUCUUCAUUUUGAUCUCCAUCAUCAUCACGGCUGUUACUGCCACCAUUGCCUGGACGUCUCAGCAUGGAGGUGAGUUACUGCAUGCAGUGGUAGGUUGUUAUGAUAGGCAGGCUCUGUAUAAAUGGAAGGGUUGGACUCAAGCAAAUUUUGUGUGUGCGUGUUUACAGGUGUAAUGGCUGUGUUAGUGUUUGAGCAGUGUGCAUGGGCUAAGCCAACGUGUUCUGAGCAGAGAGUGAAACGGUGCAAACACACAGGGACCCAAAGAAAACUGUUGCUCUGGUGUGUGGCGAGCAACAUUAGCUCCGCUCCACUGCUCGUGCAGUGUGGACAGAUAGAGCACAUGGAUAAGGCGAGGUCUAUGCAACACAUGCCGAAUUUAAUUUUUGUUCAUUUGAAGUACAGGAGUUUUUUUAAUAAAAGCCAUAGCUACGUUAUGUAGGGGCUAUAAUAGUUUAAGAUUUUAUUAACAAUCUUUUCGUUAUAUUGCAGGAAUUUUCGUCAUAUGGAUUGGACUGUUCACAAGUGGUGUAGGGUUUAUCAUUCGUGGCAUCUUCUACCUCUUCAUGACGCAGAGCCACCACGAAUGACAGCUAUAGCUAUAUAAGAACCGUGUGCUCCACCAUCCUGUGAUGUUUCAAACUACAGAAGAGUGUGUUAUGCAUAUUGCGUGUGUUAUUUACACGUGGACACUUGUGGAAAAUAUUUGUUUCUGUUCACAAAACUGUACGGUAUCUGAUAUUUUAUACAGAUAUAUACAUGGACUAUCAGUACAUAGUAAUACAAAUGAUGAGUGUGCUACAAUAUAGCCACACGCUUAUGAUCUUUAGUUCUGAAGUUCCAUAUGUUGUGAUCAAAAUCACACUAUCCCCUAUAGUUUACCUGUGAUGAGUUGUCAGGGCAGGAGAUGUGGCGCUGGAGUACCCACUCUCGUGCGGAGAGUUGGUGUUCUCUUGUUCCUGUUGCUGCAGAGAGUUUUCGCUGGCCGGAGUCUGCGCACUGUUCUCUGGCGAAGCGACAGGUGCGCACGGUGUCGGCGGAGGAGGGGGAGAGGGGGUGUGCGCGCCCAUCAGCCCGCUGCCACUGAAGCUGGCGUGGUUUAGCAUGGUCGUGGCGCCCAUGGGAAAUGGCUGAGCGUGGCUAGCCCAGUUGUAAAGGACGGCCGGAUGGUGCUGGACUGCGGACGAGCUGCUAGGUGCGCAUUGGUCGCAGGCGAUGUAGGGAACGGUCGCAGCGGAGGUCGGCGUAGAGAACGACCGUAUAUUGCCGUCCACUGCAGCCAGAAGCGGCCCUGUCGCAGUUUGCGGGUGUCCGGUGGCUGCCGCGAGUUGGUAGCUCUCGUGCGAGAACGGGAGAGAGGACAGGCAGAAAGAGGACGAGGCUGAGGAGCUGACUAAAUGCGCACCGCUUCCGCCCCCGCUCCCCUCUCCUGGAGCUGCGUGAGCGAGACCGUAGCUCGAUCCUCCGUAGUAGGCGCUCCCUCCUUCCACCUUGACGAAACCGGCUGCAGCGGCUGCGGAGCUUUGUAGAGGCGUAGGCUUGACGUAGGUCGCCAUCCCUGCUGCUGCGAGCGACAUGGGUCCGUUGGUGGACGGGUAGGUGCACGGAGCCGAUGCGCUGAAGCUCGGACGAUUCAGCGGAGAGAUCGUAAAGGCAGUGUUGGUAAAGGGGUGGUUGGUAAAGGAGCUGUUGAGCCCGUGGUGUGUCGCCGCCGAUCCGGAACCCCCGUUGUUGCUUGCGGUGGAAGAGGUUGCCAGAGGGAUCCCAGAGAGGAUCGCCGAGAAUCCAUUGUGCUUCUUCUUCCAGUUCUCGUAGCCGACCUUCUUUAUGUUCCUCCGAGCGUUCGCGAACCAGUCGUUGAGCUGUCGCUGCGUCAUGCCUGCGUAGAAGGCCAGGCCCUGCUUUUCGGCCUUGGUCGGGUACGGGUUGAAGGGAUGAUCUUCGAUCCAUCGGAUGAGAACGGCGGGGUUCCUUCGCAGCCUCUUCCUCAUGGGGAACGCGCUGCUCGUGCUCGGAGUGCUGUCCGUGCCAGGGCUGAUUGCCGUCACGGGGUCGCUCGCGGUAGGAGAAGACUCCGCGAGGUUGUCGCUAGAAGGUGAGGACGGUAUCACUUGUGGGGUCGAGUCUCCGGGCUCCAUUUUCAAGGCUGACCCCUGCUAUCACAGUCUUCCCGGCCCUGCGU
This is a messenger RNA of Geodia barretti, 4235 nucleotides long. NCBI's taxonomy places the organism in Eukaryota, Metazoa, Porifera, Demospongiae, Tetractinellida, Geodiidae. The record is from the annotation of a GenBank genome assembly.